AUUUGCAGAAAUAGGCAACCGGAUGCUUUACAUAAUUAUGAAAUCAGUUCGUAAACAAACAAAAGGCUGUGAUGAACAUUUCACUAAGCAUAACCUUAAUUAUUUAAUGAAAAUAGUUUGAAAUAUUCCAAUAUGUGCAUCAGCAUUAGUCAAUGUCAAUUAAGAAUGGUAAUUGUUAAAAUUUGAGGUGAGUUUUAUCAUUGAAUAGCUUUUUUUGGAGUCCUUAAGCAUGGCAAGGAUACCAGCAGUAAUGAGUGUAUCAGCACCCAUUAAUGAUCCUGUUGCUGUUAUGAAUACUUUCCGCUCAUAUGUAUCAAUGCUCAAAGAUCCUGUUGCAAAGGAGGAAAGUAAAUUGAAAGCUUUGCCAGAAUUGAGUGGAGAGCUUGAAACUAUUGCUAGUAAUCCACAAUAUCCUUCAUUUUUGGAUCAGGAUAUAAAAAUUUUCAUCAGAAUUUUAUGAGAUGAAGAACCACAGUUCAUUGCUGAAAAAACCACCCAUGUAUGUAUUUUCAUGUCAUGCCGAAGGGUCAUUUUGUAUAUUUUAAUGUACGUAUUUUUAUAUAUAUCCUGUAUUACUUUUUAUGAAGGUAGCCAAUCUAAAUUUUUUUCCUUUACUCUUUUAUAUUUUUUUUAUUCAUACAUUGUCUAUUAUUUAGUUUACAUAACUGAUGAACUUAAUGAACACAGUUAAUAGUCAUUGAUAUGGGUUUAAAAUAACAAAAUUUGAGCAGUAUUUAAAAAAAUAAUCCCAUUGUUGCUAAUGUCGGUAGGUUGUGUGUGUAUGAAAUCAACCUCAUUUUAAUGUCUUGGCAGAAUAAUCAGGUUUUCUCUAUUUACGCUUGAUCUCAGUUUGUUUUUAUAUUCAAGACUGCUGUUUUUAAAAAUUAGAUUAAAUCAGGGUUAGUAAUUGUCCUGAUGAUCUUGAUGUUCCUGAUAUAAAGUAUUUUAUCCGUAUUUGUCCUGAAUUUUGUGUGUGUAUUGAAUAUUCGAUUUUCCAGGAAUGAAAAUGCAGAUUUUUGAGAAAGUAGAUUUAAAGAUUUGAAAAAUUUUGAUCCAAUAUCCUUUUUCUUUUUUAAAUGCUUGUCAUUAUCGCAAUAUUUGAUAGUUCCAAUAUAGGGACUGUCUAUUGAUUAUUUACAUGGUUUAGAUAUUUAGAGUCUUACCCAGAGAAUUCAU
Molecule: messenger RNA, 1176 nt
Organism: Parasteatoda tepidariorum (common house spider)
Lineage: Eukaryota; Metazoa; Arthropoda; Arachnida; Araneae; Theridiidae
Source: RefSeq, a predicted model, not a curated record